Messenger RNA from Lolium rigidum, 1576 nucleotides. Its product is annotated as cytoplasmic 60S subunit biogenesis factor REI1 homolog 1-like. Gene Ontology annotation, molecular function: nucleic acid binding; zinc ion binding. Bases 104 to 1312 code for a protein of 402 amino acids. Gene Ontology annotation, cellular component: preribosome, large subunit precursor. The record is from RefSeq and is a predicted model, not a curated record. Gene Ontology annotation, biological process: ribosomal large subunit biogenesis. NCBI's taxonomy places the organism in Eukaryota, Viridiplantae, Streptophyta, Magnoliopsida, Poales, Poaceae. The transcript is spliced from 5 exons.
AAAGCGAGGAAAGCAACUCCAAAAGCGACCACCCCGCCGCCGCAGCCGCUCGCCGGAGCUGGUCCAAGCCGGAACCGAGGAGACAGGAAGAAGCGCGGCCAAGAUGCCGACGAUCACCUGCAACGCGUGCAACGCGGCGUUCGAGGAGGAGGAGGAGCAGCGCCUGCACUACCGCUCCGAGUGGCACCGCUACAACCUCAAGCGCAAGGUGGCUGGAGUUCCUGGUGUCACCGAGGCUCUGUUUGUGGCUAGACAGACUGCUUUAGCAGAGGAGACAAACUCUACCACUACUACUGUCGCUCCAAUGUCUUACAGCUGCACUCUUUGUGGAAAGGGGUACAGGAGCUCUAAAGCUCAUGCCGAGCAUCUUAAGACACGGUCACAUCUCCUGAGAGCUUCUCAGGACCCCAAUGCCUCCACUGCUGCAGUAGUCAAGCCACUUCCUGAGCGAGCUCCUCGUGGCAAAGGCCCCUCUGCAAUGGAAGAAGAUGAAGAUGAGGACGAGGAUGAGGACGAGUGGGUUGAAAUGGACCCAAGUGAGUUGGAGUCUACUUCAAACAUGCAAGUAGAGGAAGACUCCAAGUCAGAUGAUGACAUGGAUGAUCUUGAAGUGUUGGAUCCCUCCUUCUGCUUCAUGUGUGAUCUCAAGCAUGACAACAUAGAGGACUGCAUGAUUCACAUGCAUAAGAAACAUGGCUUUUUCAUACCUGACAGUGAAUACUUGAAAGACCCCAGUGGCCUUCUUACAUAUGUUGGUCUGAAGGUAAAGCGUGAUUUUAUGUGCCCCUACUGCAAUGAGAGAUGCCAGCCAUUUCAAAGUCUCGAGGCCGUCAGGAAGCAUAUGGAUGCAAAAGGUCACUGCAAAUUACGUUAUGGAGAUGGUGGGGAAGAUGAAGAUGGUGAUCUUGAGGACUUCUAUGAUUACAGCAGCAGCUACGUUGAUGUGGAGGGUAAGCAGCUGGUUGCUGCAGACGACGUGGACAACAGCAUUGAACUGGGAGGUGGUGGAUCUGAGCUUGUGAUCACAAACAAGAACGAGAAAGGGACGCGCGUGACUACUCUUGGUUCCCGAGAGUUCAUCCGCUACUACCGCCAGAAGCCACGGCCUUCUGUUGCAGCAGAUCGUGCUCUUGCGCUUUCCCUGGCUUCAAGCUACAAGAGCAUGGGUUUGGUGACGGUUCAGUCCAAGCAGCAGAUGGUGAGGCUGAAGGUGCUCCGAGCAAUGAACAGGGGCGGGGUGGAGACGAUGAGAUCCAAGAUGGGAAUGAAGAGCAACGUGAUCAGAAAUCUCCCCAACAACGUCCCGUAUUAGUCGAUGGCACUUCUUGUACGAGCAAAGUCCUCUUACCUCCAGCGUCGCCUUCAAGGCCAUGGGUGUGUUUUGUCUACCUGCCUGUCAUGGCAGAGAGCUUACAGUAUUUACAACGUUGGAGUCUUUUGUUGAGUCUUGUGGCUGCCACACUUCUGUUUACAGUGUUCAGUCAAGUUGAACCUAUGAUAAGUACUACGGGAAGACUAGAUUGUAUCGAGCAUACGGAGUUUUCAGAAACCAUGGUACCAUAUGCGUUGUUGGAUA